This is a messenger RNA of Silurus meridionalis, 1901 nucleotides long. RefSeq lists its product as uncharacterized. The coding region runs from base 348 to 1901 and encodes 517 amino acids. Lineage: Eukaryota; Metazoa; Chordata; Actinopteri; Siluriformes; Siluridae. The transcript has 2 exons. The record is from RefSeq and is a predicted model, not a curated record.
UCGAAAUCACUGAUGAGGAGAGGAAAAAAUUUGAGGAGUGACCCAUCUUCACCAUAUCCAACUGUUCAAGUACAGGAAACCACUGACUGGAAAACUGUGCUUACAAGAAGAGUCACUGCUGUCAUCAGAGUUGAUGGGAUAGAGAUCUGCCGGGCUAGCGGUGUGGACGAAGGGGUUCUUUCUGCAUUCUGUGCCUAUUUUGUCUUCAAUUUGACAUAUCCACCUCACUUGAAGAACACUCUGGUGUUUCUUCAGCGGUAUGUUUUGAAACUUACUGUGGAUGGUGACAAGCCUCUACUUACUCCAGUUACCAGAGUAAUCAACCUUUUACAGUAACAUCUGCAAAAAUGCCUCGCCCCUUCUGUUGUCCUAAAUGCUCUCGGAGAACAUUCACAAUUGUCAAAUUAAUCCAGCACAUUGGUCUCAUUCAUGCACAUGAGGCAAAUUUUUCAAUAACUUGUGGUCUUAAUGACUGUCAGAGAACAUUUUCAAAGUAUGAGUCCUUUAGAUGUCACGUUUACCGAAAGCAUAAACAUACGGUGUUACAACAGACUAUGACUGAUGAUCCUCUUCCUUUCUUUGAGGAUGUUGAGGAAGAAUGUCCUAAUGAUAGUGUUGUACUGUCUGCCCCCCCUCCAAACAUGAAGGAGCUGUUUCAGCAAUUUAGAGAGAACCUAUGUGCCUUUGUUCUGAAAUGCAGAGAAAAAAAUCACCUGCCUCAGUCAGUGCAGCAAGAAAUUUUAGAUGAUGUAAAUUUCUUAUUUAGUUUUUUCAAAGAAAACUAUGACUCAUUUCUUGCAUAUCAUCUAAAAGAAAAUGGAUUUGAUCUUGCUGCAUCCCCAGAACUUCAAGAAGUGCUACAGUCCCCUGACUUUUUUUCAGAGGCCUCGAGACUUGUUAGGUCUCCACACAUGUUCAAAGAGUAUUGCAAAUCAAAAUUUGAGUUGACUGAGCCUGUGCAGUAUACACUAAGAGACACGUAUGGUAAUAAGACUGGAAGUUACUCGUACAUUCCUAUAUGUGAGGUAUUGAGAAAAUACUGUUCCCAUGAGGACAUCUGGGACCAGAUACAAACUGAGUUCAACACUGAAAAAGAUGAACUUGUUCUAAAAGAUUAUCGAGAUGGACUUCAUUUCAAAAACCACAAAUUCUUUGCAAAUAACCCACAAGCUCUGAGACUGCAUCUUUAUGAAGACGAGUUUGAGGUGUGUAAUCCUCUGGGUUCAAAACGUAACAAACACAAACUCUGUGCAUUUUACUAUACAAUUGGAAAUAUAGGUACAAAGUAUUGUUCUCAGUUAAAACAUAUUCAUUUAGCUUUACUUGCUCGCUAUAGCCUUGUGAAACAAUUUGGAUUAGAUGAAAUUUUGAAGCCAUUCAUAGAUGAUCUUAAAAAGCUUUCAUCAGAAGGAAUUAAUGUACUUGUUGAUGGUGUGGAAAAAAAUGUUCGUGCAGCUGUUGCAGUUGUAUCUGCUGAUAACCUUUCCUCUCACUUAAUAGGUGGAUUCAGCAUGUCAUUUAAUGUUGGUAGAAUUUGUAGAUACUGCAUGGCCACACAUAGCAACAUUAAGAGAUGUUUUAAUGAAUCUGACUUUGUUUUAAGAACUACUGAUGUCCACAGAUACCACUUGGAGUGUGUAAAGGAAAAUCCUGACACGAAAGCCAUUUAUGGUGUUACCAGAGACUGUCCUUUUGACAAACUGGACUACUUUGAUGUCACUACCUCACUUCCUCCGGAUGUGAUGCAUGACUUUUUAGAAGGUGUAGUUCCUCUAGUGUUGCGCCUUGUUUUAAGUAAAGCUCACAGAGAAAAAGUCAUAACCAUACAAGAGUUUAACGAGGAGCUGAGGAAACUUACUUUUGGACAGAAUGAUAAAAAACAAGCCUGUUCCUCUUUCUGA